Zingiber officinale is the source of this 1838-nucleotide messenger RNA. RefSeq names its product serine/threonine protein phosphatase 2A 57 kDa regulatory subunit B' alpha isoform-like. Bases 391 to 1749 code for a protein of 452 amino acids. Gene Ontology annotation, molecular function: protein phosphatase regulator activity. Lineage: Eukaryota; Viridiplantae; Streptophyta; Magnoliopsida; Zingiberales; Zingiberaceae. The transcript has 2 exons. The record is from RefSeq and is a predicted model, not a curated record. Gene Ontology annotation, cellular component: protein phosphatase type 2A complex. Gene Ontology annotation, biological process: signal transduction.
GCACGGGGACCAGCAUAAUCGCCCUUUGCCCAAGGAAAGUAAACAAAACUGAGAGGAGAAGGAGCCGGCCGACUGCGGCAGCAAUUAAUCCAACCAUUCUGCUGCCACGUGGCUAUCACAUGCGUGCCCGCAUGAAUACGCGGGUCGUCCGGAUGCCUUUGUCCUGUCCGCUUGAUUUCUUUGUCCGAUCCGAUGGAUUGCCGCCAUGUUCGGAGCUCCCAAGCCGAGCAAGCAACGAUGCUCUUGUUCUUAGCUACCGACGGACGAAGCUCCGCUGUCCCUUUAACCUCGCCUCGCGUUUCCCAUGGCCUUCGGCUUCGUCACUCUUGAAACUCGAUUCGUGUUCAUGGUUGCGCUGGAGAGUUGAGAAGCAGAGCUACACGGUCGACCAUGGGCUUUUUCGGCCCGAGGCACGCCGUAAAGUCGCCUCCUUUACCCCAGCGGAAGUCCACCACCCUUCGGCGGCUCUUCGACCUCGACUCCCAAAUCGACGCCCUGUCGCCGUACCCUCCCGCCGCUCCCUCCGCUGAUGCAGAGACCAAACAGCUUCUUUCCGCCAUUUCCUACUGCACCACCGCCGUGUUCAACUUCGUCGACCCUGCUGAGUCGCCGGCGCAGCAGGACCUCAAGCGACGGCAGCUGUCGCACGUCCUCAGCGCCGUCCGGGAGAUAAAGGCGCUUCCUUUCCUCGACGAAGCUGUCUGGAAGCCGCUCCUCGCCAUGCUCGCCGCCAACCUCUUCCGCCCGCUCCCUCCGCCGGCGCACCCCUGUUUGCCGCCGGACCUCCUCGACGAGGACGGCGGCGGCUACGCGAUGGCGCUCGCUCCCGAUUGGCCCCACCUCCACAUCGCGUACGACAUCCUCUCCACGGCCGUGGCCGAGGCCGACGAGCGGACGCUCCGCCGCCACAUCGACCGCGGGUUCCUCCGCGGCCUCGUCUCGCUGUUCCAGUCGGAGGACCCGCGGGAGCGAGACCGGCUCAAGGUGGUGUACCACCAGCUGUACUCGAAGCUGGCCCCGGACCGCGGGUUCAUGCGGAGGCAGAUGGUGUGCGCGCUCGCGCACCAGGUGUUCGACGCGGAGCCGCGGCCCUUCGGGACGGCGGAGCUGCUAGAGAUCUGGGGCAGCAUCAUCUGCGGCUUCGCCGUGCCGCUCAAGGAGGAGCACCGCGUGUUCCUAAGCCGCAUUCUGGUGCCACUGCACAAGGCCAAGUGCGUCGGCGCGUACCACCGGCAGCUGGCCUACUGCGUGACCCAAUUUGUGGCCAAGGAGCCGGAGCUGGGGGAGGUGGUAGCGAAGGGGAUCCUACGGCAUUGGCCGUCCACCAACUGCCACAAGGAGGUGCUGCUGCUGGAAGAGCUGGAGGAGCUGGUGGAGUCGUCGGACGUCGGCGACUUGCAGAAGGUGGCCGUGCCAAUCUGCAACCGUGUAGCCCGCUGCUCCGGCAGCACAAACUCUCAGGUGGCAGAGAGAGCUCUGUGCAUGUGGAACAAUGAGCAAUUCGUGAAGAUGGCGUCGCGGUGCUGGGAGCAAGUUCUCCCGGCCAUCGUGGAAUCCGUGGAGAAGAACAUCGAGUGGCACUGGAGCAAAUCGGUGCAGGAGUUGGCCACCUCGCUGAAGAGGAUGCUGGAGGAGGUGGAGCCGGCGCUGUACUCGAGGUUUCUGCUGCAGCUUCAACGCAAGGAGGCAGACAUGGCGGAGGAGGAGAGGAAGAGGAAGAUGAGGUGGGAGAGACUAGAGAUGGCUUAGCUGCUUGCUCAAUUCGCCGAUGCUUGUGAAUAAUUGCUAAGAAUACCACUUAUCCAGUGGAGAUGAAGGGAUGGGACGACUUGGUCAAA